AGGGCAGAAUGAAGCCUUGUCACCGCUUCACAGUGAUGUUGGCAGCAAGGAGUGCGUUGAUGGUGAUGAUGGUGGUGGUGGUGGAUGUGACCUCAGCAGAGCCCAAGCAGAACUUCUGUUCCAACUCGACGGUGUUACGCACUCGGACGCAGUGUCACUCCUGCACUAUCAGCAUCAUGACUCGCUGCCCUUCUGGCUUCAAACAGACUCCAGGAUCAACAGCCAAAGACUGCCUAUACUACAUCCGAACUGCCACACUUCAAAUGGCCUUAAUGGGCUGCUCCUUCGAGUGUUACAAGGAUGCGGAGGUGAAACAGUGCUGUCCCGGAUUCUGGGGACCCGACUGCAAUGAGUGUCCGGAACAAGCUGAACGCCCCUGCAGCAACAGAGGAGUCUGCUCUGAUGGAAUAGGGGGAAAUGGCACAUGCAGCUGUCAGGAUGGUUUUGCGGGAACUGCCUGUGAAGACUGCCAGCCGGAUCGCUACGGGCCCACUUGUAGCUCAGUCUGUUCGUGCGUUCACGGAUUGUGCGACGCCGGACUGAAAGGAAAUGGACGAUGCACCUGUCUCUCGGGUUACAAGGGUCCCAACUGUAAUCAAGAACUCCCGGAAUGUGCCAGUCUGGGCUGCAAAGCAAACUCGCGCUGUAUUGAAGAAGCGCUGACUGGACGCCUCAUGUGUCAGUGUCUCCCAGGGUUCCAGACAGUGGGAUCCGAGUGUGUGUCCAUUAAUCCAUGUUUAAAGAAAGUCUGUCACGACCAAGCCACCUGCGUCCACACUGGGCCGAACAAACACAUGUGUGCUUGUAACCAAGGUUACAGAGGAGAUGGACGUGUCUGCAUGGUGGUGAAUCCCUGCCAGACCAACAACGGUGGAUGCAACCCACUUAAUGCUCAUUGUGCUUUUGUCGAACCUGGUAAAUCCAAAUGUAUAUGUCGCCUGGGAUUCGAAACAUCACCAAACGGCAGCUGCGUCCUCAAGGAAUUGUGUCAACCAAACUCAUGCCACCAGAACGCCAACUGCAGUACUGUCGUGCCGGGACGCAUCAAGUGCACCUGUCGCCAGGGUUACGUAGGCGACGGGAAAGUGUGUUAUGGCAACAUCAUGGAGCGACUAACUGAACUGAAUACUGACCCUGACAGCCAGUGGCGGGGUCAGCUGACCAUGGCCAGGUCACUCUUCGGUAUCAUUAGUUGGCAAAUGCAGAACCUGGGUCCUUUCACAGUGUUUGUCUCUGUAAACAAGGGCUUCAGAGGAUGGCCUGCGAGCUCGGUGAGCCACAACUCCUCCAAAGCGAAUUACUUGUGUAAGAUGCAUAUGGUGCCAGGAGCGAUGUCCUUAGAUGCUCAGAAAAGUGACACUUUCUACACUCUGACGGGAAAAUCGGGGGAGAUUGACUCCUCCUACGGGGAGAGUCUACUGAAAGUCCGUCUCUACGGCAGCAAAAGAAAGAGCCUCGUCCUCAAGUCUAACCUUCUAGCUUCAAACGGAAUCAUCCACAUUAUCAGCAAGCUCAUGGACGUCGUCGAACCGACCGUAGAGAGUGAUGUUUCGAAAAGCCUGUCGAAGAUCAUUUCUGAGUACGGAAAGUUUGAUACAUUCAAAUCUUUAUUGGACAAGGCAAACAUGGCAUCUCUGCUGGAUGGUACAGGCCCCAUGACCGUCUUUGCUCCUACCAGCACAGCAUUCACAGGGAUGCCAGAUGGUUAUUUGGACUACAUGAGUGGCCCUGACAGUUCACCGAAGAGGUUGGAACUGCUCCGACACCACAUCAUCCCAUCUGUAGCCCUGGAUGCAUUUAAUGUUGCUUCAAACCCAAGCUUCAUGUCAACAGCCAAUCAGCUUCUGAUGAUCAAUAUAACAGAUUUGGGUCGAAUCGUGGUGAACGGUGCAGCUGUUACGGAGGCGGCGGUGGAGGCCAAGAACGGACGACUCUAUGUGCUGGACGCAGUCAUGAUACCUCCAUCCAUAGAGCCAGUUUUACCCCAGAGAUGUGACGUCACAGAGAGCAAGAUUAAGCAGGGUGAAUGUAUGAGCUGCUCCAAUGCCAGACAAGCCAAGUGUCCAUCAGGCAUUACCAUGCGCUUCUUUGUGCCUGGGUGUGUUUACUUAUCAACUGUCAGUGGGACUGCCAUCCCCAUGAUAGGCUGCUCUCUCCACUGCAAUAGCACAGUCACGACUCCUGCGUGCUGCAAAGGUUUCUACGGUACAUCCUGCGCUACCUGUCCAGGUGGGCAUUUGAAGCCUUGCUCAGGUCAUGGUCAGUGUCUCGAUGGCCUCGAAGGAAAUGGGACUUGUAUUUGUCACCCUAACUAUGCUGGCUCCCGCUGUCAGUACUGCACCUCCCCCAACAAAUAUGGACCAAAUUGUGAUAAAACAUGUCGGUGCAUCCAUGGGACUUGUGACAGUCGACCAGACUCCGACGGAAGAUGUCAGCGGUACACGUGUCAACGCGGUUUCAUAGGACUUCUCUGUGACCGCCAGGUUAAACCCUGUGGUGACAAGGGUCAGUACUGCCACGCUCAUGCAGACUGUGAUUUUAGUCAGAGCUCCCGGAGGUGUGUAUGCAAACCUGGUUACCAAGGCGACGGCAUCACCUGUGUGGAAUCUGAUCCAUGUGCACCUCCUCUGAGAGGUGGCUGCAGCAUCCGCAGCAAGUGCGUACGGACUGGACCGGGGAAUUACACCUGCGAGUGCCUGACAGGAUAUACUAAGGAUGGAGGAGACUGUUCUCCCAUAAAUAACUGUAAUAAUCCAGAUAAUGGUGGCUGCCACCCAAAUGCCACCUGCAUCUUUGUGGGUCCGGGACAGAGUGACUGCAGUUGCAAAGGUGGCUAUAAAGGGAAUGGACGAGAAUGUGAGCCAGUGAACCAGUGCAUCAGUCCAGAGGGAGGCUGCCAUUAUCUGGCAAGCUGCCUCCUGCUGUCCUAUCGAUGGACAUGUGUCUGCAAUGAAGGAUAUGUAGGAAAUGGAAAAAUCUGUUACGGCUCAGUCAUGCAGGAGCUGAUGGUGCUUCCAGAUGCCUCUGAAUUCUACUCUUGGACCAUAAAUUCUGCUCUGUCUGACUUGCUUUCAGGUCCAAAUGUCACCCUACUACUCCCAUCUUCCUUCAACAUCAACCAAAUGUCUUCAGAUGACAAGCAUUACUGGACAUCCAAAGGAAGCCUGCCAAGUCUCAUCAAGAAUCAUAUCAUCCCUGGCAUCUUCCCACUGCUAAACUUCUCCAACGUUUCCUCUGUGACAACACUGCUCGAGACCUCGCUCCCUGUUUCCAACAGUAAUGAGCGGACUCUUGUUGGAGGUGCUUACAUCACCACAGCAGACAUUGCUGCAACUAAUGGAGUGAUCCACUUCAUAGAUCGGGUGCUGAUGCCUGAUCGAAAACUGAGCGAAGGUUUGCUGGCAACCCUGCAACUGCAUGGAUUUUCUCUGUUCCGAUCCUAUCUCAUUCAAUACAACCUCACUGAUGAGAUUGAAAAGGCCAGUGGCUUCACCGUCUUUGCUCCGUGUGAUGCAGCUAUCAAUGACUACCUCAAGAAAAUAGGAAAAAGUGAACUUGAUGUAAAUACAACUCGCUACCAUGUGGUGGUGUCUGACAAGUUGUUGAAGACUGACCUUCAGGGUGGAGGAUACAAAGAAACCAUGCUUGGGUUCAACUUUCAGCUCGGCAUCUACCCCAGAGAUGGACAGCUCUUUGUGAACGAAGCACUGAUGAACACAUCCAAUUUUCUGACUGGAAAUGGAGUCAUUCACAGUGUGUCAACUGUUCUCCCGAUCAGGUGGAACCGCUGCGAUGAAGCCAAGUACUUAAAAGAAGUGGGACCAUGUCUGGAUUGUUUGUUUCCAAGUGGCGAGAUUUGUCCAAAGAAUUCAAUUCCAGAUAAAUCUGCGAAAAUAAGGAGAUGUAUGUACAGAGGCACGUUCCAUGGCCAGCGACUGAUGCACAUGGGCUGCAAAGCUACCUGUCUGAGUGUCAACAUAAAGCGUAAAUGCUGCAGUGGUUUCUUCGGGCCACAAUGUGAAUCGUGUCCUGGAGCCUCUGGUCAGGUCUGCUUUGGCAACGGCGUUUGUUUGGAUGGCACCAAUGGUACGGGAGUCUGUCAGUGCAACAAAGGGUACAGCGGAACUGCCUGCGAAAUUUGCGAGACCGGCAAAUAUGGCGUCCACUGUGAUCAGGACUGCAAGUGUAAGAAUGGUCGCUGUAACGACGGGAUGCAGGGAGACGGGACGUGCGAGUGUGACGUUGGCUGGAGAAGUGUCUUGUGUGAUGAAAAGAUCCAAUCCACAGCAGAAGAACUGUGUGGCCCGGUCAAGUGUCACACAAGUGCCAAUUGCGUGUACCGGACAUCUCAACCACAAUGUCUUUGCGCUGCCGGGUUUGAAGGAAAUGGAACCUUUUGCAAAGCGAAAGAUAAGUGUGCACUGGAUAAUGGAGGUUGUAGUCCAUUUGCUGUGUGCAAGCGGACCCAACCAGGCCAACGAGACUGUGUUUGCAGCAGUGGCUAUAAUGGUGACGGUCUGGUGUGUGUGGAGAUCAAUCCAUGUCUGGAAGGAAACGGAGGCUGCCAUGUCCAUGCAGACUGCAUUCAUGUUGGUCCAAACAAAACGUCCUGCACUUGCAAUGACGGCUACAGUGGAAAUGGGCUCAGCUGCAAGAUGACUGACCUCUGUCUGAAGAACAACGGCGGUUGCCACAAGCAAGCCAGUUGCAGCAUGAUUUCACCGAAUGUUCUAAACUGCACCUGCAAGACCAACUUCAUUGGAGAUGGUUACAUCUGCAGAGGCUCCGUGGCAAAGGAGCUGGUCGAAAAGAAUCGAGAAUUCGUAAUAGGCCUAAUGGCUACAGGCCUUUCCUUGACAGGCCGAGGUCCAUUCACUAUCUUUGCUCCUGAAUCAGAGGUGCUUAAAGCUCAGAGAAGCAACAUGGAGGGCAGCUCGACCUUCAUAUCAAAAGAGGAAAUGCGUACCGUCAUAUACAGCCACAUUGUAAUGUGCCACACUCUGCUGCCCGAUGACCUUCGCAUAGCCAGAAACCUAACAACGCUCUCUGGCCGAGUCGUGACCACGAGGGCCUCACAGGAUAACAUCUCCAUAAAUGCAGCACAAGUAACAUACAGCCAUGACGUCUGCACAAAUGGUAUCUUCUAUGAGGUCAACAAGGUUCUCUACUUCCCCAAAAGUGAUGGCAUUCGCCCUCCGUCUCCACUCAAUCUUUCUGAUGUUGCUGAUCGCCACGGCUACAGAAACUUCUUCAAGCUGCUCCAGGACACGGGUGUGAUAGACCAGAUCCAGGAUCCAAUGUAUCGGCCUGUCACUGUCUUCCUGCCCACCGAUUCUGCCAUGUCAUCUCUGCCCCAGCAACAGAAGGACUUCCUGUUUCACCAGCAGAACCGAGCUGAGCUGCUAGAGUACCUGAAGUAUCAUAUUCUGCUGAACGAAAAGGCAAAUGCUGAGGUCUUGACCCACAUGGAUUCUCCCCGGACCCUGCAGGGUUCCCCCCUCUCCUUCCUCUGUGGCGGCAUGGAUGACAUUGGUGAAAUUUUUGUCAAUGAUGAGAAGUGUCGGAUCGUUCAAAGACAUCUGGUUUUCAACGGUGGCAUCGCCUACGGGAUCGACUGUCUGCUGACCCCACCCAGUCUUGGUGGACGCUGCGACAAGCACGUGACCUUUGACCUUCCGAUGAACUGUCGAGCAUGCACAGGAAACCCUUACUGCCCGCGAGGAUCAACUUUAAAGGAGGUCAACAAGUGUGACGCACCCUUUUUUCAAGUCACCAAGAACUCUGGCUGUCGUAGCAUCUGCACUACCAACAUUUGGCAGCCAAAGUGUUGUCCAGGUUACUAUGGACGGGACUGUCAGGUGUGUCCCGGUGGCGCCCGUUCUCCCUGCAACAACCGUGGUCAAUGCGAUGAUGGUCACCUUGGAAACGGAACGUGCACCUGUGUCCCAGGAUUUGGGGGUCUGGCCUGUGAGCAGUGCACUUCAGGCUUCUUUGGGACAAAGUGUCAAGCAUGCAACUGCACGGAGCAUGGGUCAUGUGAUGAUGGUCGAAGAGGCACUGGCUUGUGCUUCUGCGAGUUAGGUUGGACCGGUCAGCGCUGUGAGACCAAGCUUGACGUCAUCCCGGUUUGUGAUCCUGCUUGUUCCCCAAAGGCCAUCUGUCAGGGAAACAACACCUGUGUUUGUCGGCCUUUUCACGAUGGAGAUGGUUACUCCUGCACAGUUGUGGAUAUGUGUCAAAUCUGGAAUGGAGGCUGUGCCCCGGAUGCCAAGUGUUCCCAGGUGGGCGAUCAUGUGACCUGCACAUGUCCCAAGGGUCAUUCAGGAGAUGGCUUCACCUGCCAGCCGAUCGACCCGUGCACAGAGGACAACGGCGGCUGCCAUGAGCACGCAGACUGCACCAUGACAGGGCCUGGGAAGCGAAGGUGCAGCUGCAAAAACGGAUUCAUCGGAGACGGGGUGACCUGUGAGGUCAAACAGCUGCCUAUCAGCCGCUGUCGCCAGGACAACGCCGGCUGUCACUCAGAUGCCCGGUGCACUGAUCUCCAUUUUGAAGAUUCAACUCUGGGUGUGUUCCACCUGCGCUCUGCCAAGGGUCAGUACAAACUGAACUUCAAGGCAGCUGAGCAGGCCUGUACUGACGCUGGAGGAAGCCUGGCCACGUAUAAUCAGUUGUCCUACGCUCAGCAGGGUGGGAUGAACAUGUGUGCUGCUGGCUGGUUGGACCAGGCGCGGGUGGCCUACCCCACCACAUACUCCAAUCCCAAAUGUGGAUUUGGACACGUGGGGAUCGUGGACUAUGGUGUUCGUAAAGACCUCGGAGAGACCUGGGACGUGUUCUGCUACAGGAUGAAAGAGGUUCGAUGCGAGUGUAAGCUUGGAUACGUUGGAGAUGGAUACAGCUGCACGGGGAACCUGCUGCAGGUGUUGAAGUCCACACCAACCUUCUCUAACUUCCUCACUCAAAUCCUCAACUACUCUCGCACAUCUGACUUGGGAAAACGCUUUCUCAACCGUCUUGGCGACAUCACUGUCCAGUCAACGCUGUUUGUCCCAGACAACGACGGCCUGAUGGACAACCAGACCUUGUCUCACCGUGACUUAGAAUCCCACCUGUUGAACGGUAUGGCGCUUCCUCUCAGUCAGCUGACCAAUGGCCGCCGUCUUGACACGGGAGUUGGCCGCCUCACUGUUCAGGGUGUCGUUGAUUUACUGGACCCGACAGCUCUGUCAUCACGUUAUGUCAACAAUCAGUUCAUCACCCAGGCUGACAUCCAGGCAUCUAAUGGGAUCAUACACGUCCUCCAGGGCCCCAUAAGGGCCCCGCCCCAGACUCAAGCGCAGCAACAUGUGGCCCACAAGGCGGGGAUGGGCGUGGGUGUGGUGCUGCUGAUAGCCGUGGUGACCGUUGCUCUGUUCGUGGCGUACCGCUUCUACCGCCACAACACCAAACCGUUCCGGUUCCACUACUUCAAAGAGGAUGACAAUGAAGAGGAGGAACCUUCACCUCUAUCAGGGGGUCGCAGCAUCAGCAAUCCAGUUUACGAACCAGGCCCGGAGGAGUCCGGUGUUCACGAGAUCAUGGCAACUGCAGAGAAGCUGACUGAGGCAGCGGAGGCACCUGACCUGCUGCAGAUUGGAUGAGACAGAUGACCCGACUGGAACGCAUCGAACAUGUGACCUCACCCUGAUCAAACUUUCCCCAUGAUCUGUAGUAU
This is a messenger RNA of Synchiropus splendidus (mandarinfish), 7717 nucleotides long. It is a transcript of the gene stab2, whose product is annotated as stabilin 2. Gene Ontology annotation, molecular function: hyaluronic acid binding; calcium ion binding. Gene Ontology annotation, biological process: cell adhesion. The coding region runs from base 9 to 7643 and encodes 2544 amino acids. NCBI's taxonomy places the organism in Eukaryota, Metazoa, Chordata, Actinopteri, Syngnathiformes, Callionymidae. The transcript has 69 exons. The record is from RefSeq and is a predicted model, not a curated record.